Messenger RNA from Equus quagga, 3398 nucleotides. It is a transcript of the gene FHIP2A, whose product is annotated as FHF complex subunit HOOK interacting protein 2A. The transcript is spliced from 17 exons. The coding region runs from base 89 to 2368 and encodes 759 amino acids. The record is from RefSeq and is a predicted model, not a curated record. NCBI's taxonomy places the organism in Eukaryota, Metazoa, Chordata, Mammalia, Perissodactyla, Equidae.
GCCCCGGCAGCCGCAGCAGGGGCGGCGGCGGCGGAUCGAGGAGCUCUCCAGGUCGUCCCGGGAGAAGCUGCUGCAGUCCCGGGACAGGAUGUUCUCCAAGUUCACCUCCAUCCUGCAGCACGCCGUGGAGGCGCUCGCACCUUCUCUUCCUUUACAAGAAGAUUUUGUUUAUCACUGGAAGGCAAUUACCCAUUAUUACAUAGAGACUUCAGAUGAUAAGGCCCCAGUGACAGAUACAAACAUUCCAUCUCAUCUGGAUCAGAUGUUAGAUAUAUUGGUACAAGAAGAAAAUGAACGAGAAUCUGGAGAGACGGGGCCAUGUAUGGAAUAUUUGCUUCAUCACAAGAUCUUGGAAACGUUAUAUACCUUAGGGAAAGCUGACUGUCCUCCUGGAAUGAAACAGCAGGUGUUGGUAUUCUAUACCAAACUUCUGGGAAGAAUCCGGCAGCCGCUACUUCCACAUAUUAAUGUGCACAGGCCAGUGCAGAAGUUAAUUCGACUGUGUGGUGAAGUCCUUGCAACACCAACAGAAAAUGAGGAAAUUCAGUUUCUCUGUAUCGUGUGUGCAAAGCUGAAGCAAGAUCCCUACUUGGUUAAUUUUUUUCUGGAGAAUAAGUUGAAAUCAUUGGCUUCCAAAGGAGCACCAAAUGUAAUUUCAGAAGACACGUUGAAAGGUCAAGAUUCCUUGUCCACAGAUACAGGACAGUCCUGUCAGCCAGAGGAACUGUCAGGUGCUGCUGGGAUGGAGCAGACAGAGUUAGCAGAUGAUGAUCUGUCCUCCAGCUUGGAUAAUCUCACUGUCACUUCACUGCCAGAGGCCGCAGUCGUUCGUCCAAACCAGGAUUACAACCUAGUGAAUUCUUUGUUAAAUCUUACUAGAAGUCCUGAUGGCCGGAUAGCUGUGAAAGCCUGCGAGGGCUUGAUGUUAUUAGUAAGCUUGCCGGAGCCUGCGGCUGCCAAGUGCCUCACACAGAGCACUUGCUUGUGCGAACUGCUGACGGACAGACUUGCCUCCCUGUACAAGGCCCUACCUCAGUCCGUGGAUCCCUUAGACAUUGAGACCGUGGAAGCUGUUAACUGGGGCUUGGACUCAUAUAGUCAUAAAGAAGAUGCUUCAGCAUUUCCAGGAAAACGAGCCUUAAUUUCAUUUCUUUCCUGGUUUGAUUAUUGUGAUCAGCUCAUAAAGGAAGCACAAAAGACUGCUGCUGUUGCUCUUGCCAAAGCUGUUCACGAAAGAUUUUUUAUUGGUGUUAUGGAACCUCAGUUAAUGCAAACUUCUGAGUUAGGGAUCCUGACGUCGACUGCUCUGCUUCAUCGCGUGGUUCGGCAAGUCACCUCUGAUGUUUUGCUUCAAGAAAUGGUGUUUUUCAUCCUUGGAGAACAGAGGGAACCAGAAACUCUGGCAGAAAUUAGCAGACACCCUUUAAGGCACAGGUUAAUUGAACAUUGUGAUCACAUAUCUGAUGAGAUAAGCAUAAUGACAUUAAGGAUGUUUGAACAUCUUUUACAAAAACCCAACGAGCACAUUCUUUACAACUUGGUCCUAAGAAAUCUUGAAGAAAGAAAUUAUACAGAAUAUAAACCUGUGUGCCCAGAAGAUAAAGAUGUGGUGGAGAAUGGACUCAUAGCAGGAGCAGUAGAUCUGGAAGAAGAUCCAUUAUUUACUGACAUUUCACCAGAUAACACUUUGUCAAACCAAGAGUGGCUUGGUUCCUCGCCUCCUGCUACUCCAGACCACCCCAAAAAUGAUGGGAAAACGGAAGUCCAUAAAAUUGUAAAUACUUUCCUCUGUCUGGUACCGGAUGAGGCAAAAUCAUCCUACCAUGUUGAGGGCACUGGAUAUGACACCUACCUCCGAGAUGCUCAUAGGCAGUUCCGGGACUACUGUGCUAUCUGCUUAAGAUGGGAGUGGCCUGGGUCUCCAAAAGCAUUGGAAAAGUGCAAUUUAGAAGCAGCUUUCUUUGAAGGUCAUUUUUUGAAAGUUUUGUUUGACAGAAUGGGAAGAAUUCUUGAUCAGCCGUAUGAUGUAAAUUUACAGGUAACCUCAGUGUUAUCUAGACUUUCUCUCUUCCCUCAUCCGCACGUACAUGAGUACCUUUUGGAUCCUUACGUGAACCUUGCUUCUGGCUGUAGAUCUCUCUUCUCUGUCAUCGUCAGGGUUGUUGGAGACCUUAUGGUUCGAAUCCAGCGUAUUCAGGACUUUACUCCCAAGCUUCUUUUAGUCAGGAAGCGAUUACUCGGUUUGGAACCUGAAGGCCCUAUUAUUGACCACAUCACAUUGCUAGAGGGUGUGAUCGUUCUAGAAGAGUUCUGUAAGGAGCUGGCGGCAAUUGCAUUUGUGAAAUACCACGCUUCCUCCACACCGUAAAUAGCAUCUUUCAAGUAACUAAGGAAACAGAACUAUUGUGUACAUUUCAUCAAAAAAGGCUCAGUUUACCUAGCCAAGAGACGAUAAAAAGCCUUUUCAAAUGAAGCAUUGCUGUAAACUGGACAGAACCAUCGAGAACCCAUUGAGUGGACACUUAGUAAAAUGUUGUAUAAUGUUGUUUUCAUUGGCUUUAUUAUAAUGGUUCUAAAUAUAAAAUUGCACGUCCUUGGAUCCAGGAUACAAUCAAAGGAACUUCAGGAAAUAAGCAUUUCUAAUGCGUGUGUGAAAAGCUGCAAAAUUUCUGAUGUCAUGACUUUGAUAUUUCUGUUAUUUUAAUACCCUUCUAGGUAGCAAGGCAUUUUGACAUUCUCUGGGACUCAAAUGCUUAUAUUCUUUUGGAUUAAUAAGUAGCAAAAAAACCUAAUUUUAUAACUUUUUAAGAGUAGAAUUCUUAUUGAACAAAAUAUGAAAAAAGCUGUAAAUGAGAAAAAACUAUAAUUCAGGAACCAUCAAAUGAGUUGAGUUAAUAAUAGGAGAUAAAAAUGUGUAGAGCACCAUUAACUUUCUUCAGCUUUUCUAAGAACAACAAUUUAAUAUGAUAAAGAAAUUCUUGAUUAAUAUAAUAUAUAUAUAUUUUUAGAGAAAAGUUCUUUUACUCUUUUGUGCACAUAGCCAUGUUAGUGAUUGAUUUUCAUGUAUGAGUCCCAGUUUAUUUAAACUGUGUCAUUUUUGCAAUAUUGAAUUUGUGCUCAUCAUUGGUAGUGCUUGCUAAAAUAGUAUUUUUUAAGCUAAUUAACAUGUAUUGCGUUGAGAACCUUUUUUUUCUCUCUCUCUCUCUCCCUCUCUGAAAAUUGCUUUAUAAUUUGAUUUUCUUACUGAAAUGUGUGGUAGUGUCUAGGUGGCAAAUUGACUGAUAACUCUUAGGCAGCAAUCAAAAUGCCAAUGGCCCCCUUAAUGUUUACAUUUUGUUUUUCAUUUUGUUCAGUCUUUUGUUUUCAGUGAUUCUAAAGAGAUUUAAAAAACAAACAAA